AUGGCCUCCUACGACGGCGACGAGGACUCCGGCUGUCGCCGCCCAUCCCAGCACCGCCCGUCCGGUGGGGGCAGCGGCGACCUUGCCUCGAGCGCGAAGCUCGUGGCGGAGGCGGCCAAGCUGGCGCUCCAGGACCACAGCCUGGAGAAGGUGGACAAGGGCCGCGUCGCCGGCGCGGCGGCCGACCUGCUCCACGCCGCUUCCCAGUACGGCAAGCUCGAGGGUAAGCCCGUCGGCGGGUACCUCGAGAAGGCCGAGGAGUACCUCCACCAGUACGGCCGCAAGGAUGGGGGCGGCGGCAAGCAUCAGGAGGAGGGGGAAGGCAAGUACGGUAAGAAGCCCGGCGGUGGCCAUGGAGGGGGAAGGUAUGAGGAGGAGGAGGGGUACAAGAAGAAGCCUAGUGGUGGGAGGUAUGAGGAGGAGUACAAGAAGAAGCCUGGUGGUGCUAGUGGCUAUGGAGGUGGAAGGUAUGAGGAAGAAGAUGGCUACAAGAAGAAGCCAGGCAGUGGUGGCUAUGGAGGAGGAAAGUAUGAGGAUGAAGAUGACUACAGGAAGAAGCCAAGCAGUGGUGGCUAUGGUGGGGGAAGGUACGAGGAUGAAGACGAUUACAAGAAGAAGCCCACAAGUGGUGGCUAUGGUGGGGGGCGGUAUGAGCAAGAAGAUGAUUACAAGAAGCCUACAAGUGGAGGCUACGGUGGUGGGAGGUAUGAGCAGGAAGAUGAAUAUAAGAGGCCUCCGAGUGGUGGUGGCAGGUAUGAGGAUGAAGAUGAUUAUAGGAAGAACCCUAGUGCUGGUGGAUAUGGAGGUGGAGGAAGAUAUGAAGAUGACUACAGCAAGAAGCCAGUUGGUGGUCAUGGCGGAGGGAGGUACGAGGAAGAUGAUGAGUACAAGAAGCCCAGUGGUGGUGGAUAUGGUUAUGGGGCUUCCAGUGGUGGACAUGGAGGAAGGUACGAAGAGGAAGACUACAAGAAGAAGCCUAGUGGGCACUCAGGGGGACGCUAUGAGGAAGAGGAGGGGUACAAGAAGACUAGUGGCCAUAGUGGAGGGAAGUAUGGCAAGGAGGAAGAGGACAAGAAGAAGAAGAAGCAUGGAGAGGAUGAGUCAGAGGGUGGCGGUAUUGGAGAUUACCUGAAGUUGGCACAGGGUUUCAUGAACAAACAGGAUGGGGAAGGGGGGAGUGGGGGCGGCAUGGGAGACUACUUAAAGCUUGCAGAAGGUUUCUUGAAGAAGCGCUGA
This is a messenger RNA of Miscanthus lutarioriparius, 1236 nucleotides long. The record is from the annotation of a GenBank genome assembly. Lineage: Eukaryota; Viridiplantae; Streptophyta; Magnoliopsida; Poales; Poaceae.